UAAACCGGUCCGCGCUGGAGAGAUGUUCAGCGACUCGUGACAAAUUGGACUGUUUCCAGUAAAUCCUGGUUUCCUAAUGGCCAGAUUGAACUGACCCAUUGCCACACGUUAGAAGUGAAAACUAAGUGAAAGGACUUGGCUGAAAUUGAAAGCAAAAAGGUAUUAUGUCUUCCAGAGAGCGACGCACUGAUCUUCAUAUCAAGGCAGAGCCUAGCAGUCCGGAGGGUGGAGGUGGAGGAAGGACGAGUCCUGGAGCUGUCUCCUCAGAUUCUUCUCAGAGCGGAGGAGGGGGAGUGAGGGGGGAUGUAGUCGGGCGCUACUCCUCGCCUGUAUACAGUCCGGCCCUGCGCUGCCACUUUAAAGAGGAUGUAGCAGACGGUGCUGAUGAAGGCUCAACGGGAAGCGGCGGCGGGCGCUGCAAAUAUGCCCUUAGCACCCUUCCCAAGAGGCUUUGCCUGGUGUGUGGUGAUGUUGCGUCAGGGUACCACUAUGGUGUGGCCUCAUGUGAAGCCUGCAAGGCAUUCUUUAAAAGAACCAUACAGGGCAACAUUGAGUACAGCUGUCCGGCGUCCAACGUUUGCGAGAUCACCAAGAGGCGCAGGAAGGCCUGCCAGGCAUGUCGCUUCACAAAGUGUCUCAAAGUUGGCAUGCUCAAAGAAGGAGUCCGUCUGGACCGGGUAAGAGGAGGAAGACAGAAGUACAAGAGGCGCCCAGAAAUGGAAAAUGCGACGUAUCAGAGCACACCGAUACCCAUAAAGAAAGAGGGAGAAAGAGGCUCCCCUAGCAUCAUCGUGUCUCAUCUGCUGGUAGCUGAGCCUGAGAAGCUGUUUGCCAUGCCGGAUCCUUUGCAGCCAGACACGGCUCAGCGCACCCUCACAACGCUGUGUGACCUGGCUGACCGCGAACUCGUUGUCAUCAUCGGCUGGGCCAAGCAUGUUCCUGGUUUUCUUUCACUGUCUCUGGCAGACCAGAUGUCAGUGCUGCAGUCUGUGUGGCUAGAGGUGUUGGUGCUGGGUGUGGCAUAUCGCUCCCUAAAUUGUGAGGAUGAGGUGGUGUUUGCCGAAGACUUUGUGCUGGACGAGGAAAUGUCACGUGUGGCCGGCCUGACUGAACUCAACGCGGCAAUUUGCCAGCUGUCUCGUCGCUUUAGGGCCCUGCAGCUGGAACGGGAGGAGUUCGUCAUGCUUAAAGCCAUCGCUCUUACCAACUCAGACUCGGUCUAUAUAGAGGACAUCGAGGCCGUGCAGAAACUGAGGGAUCUGCUGCACCAGGCACUGUUGGAGCUGGUGAUGCAGCAGCGUCCGGAUGAUCCACAGCGGGCCGGGAGACUCCUCCUCACUCUGCCUCUCCUCCGACAGACAGCCAAUCGUGCUCUCACUACCUUCUACAGCAUUAAGACCCGCGGAGGAGUGCCCAUGCACAAACUCUUCCUGGAGAUGCUGGAGGCCAUGAUGGAUUCACCCUAAUAAUUAGACAGAGGGAAAAGAAAAUGUGGAAGUAUGAUGUGGUGGGUUUUUUUUUAAGAUGAAGCUUUUUAGCUGAAGGUGCAACAGUUGAAAGGCUAAAGGAGCGAUUUAUUCUUUGAAGUCUAAAUUCCCUGUUGUUGACAUUUUUAGCUUUGUGGUACUGAUAUUGUCAAUUUAAUGAGGUUUGAUCUCUUUUAUUUGGGAAAAAAAGACUUGCUUCUUACUUGCUACUAAAUCGAGGUACGCAAAAUAGGGAGUAAAUUAGGCAACAGAAUCUUCCUUAUAACACUUAUCAAUUAACAAUUGAUAGCGUCUAAAUAUAGGACCUUCCAUACCUUCCACCAGUUGUACAUGGUCAGUAAGGUGACAUAACGACUGCUGAGUCUAAUGAGUAGCCUUUAGCAGUGGCGCCUCCUAUUGGAAAGAUAGGUAAAGCCAUAAAAAUGCUACACAACACAAUAAAAAUCACUGCAGGCAACCCUGUAGAGCCAUGAUGAACCUUCUUCCAAUUCGACUUUUCAUGUACUUGCUGUAAAGUUUCUAGAUUUUUUGUGGUUUGAAAUAUGCAAGCCAUGUGCAGAAAUGUGAACGCCUGUGAGUAAAGGGGGCUGUGGACAGAGCUGGGUAAUGUAGGAAUUAUAGACAGAAGCAGGACUAUCUUUUAUGCUCUAAUGCAAUAUAAUUUUAAGCAAUAUGUAUAAGUGUAAGUCGUGCAGUUUUUGGUAAAGAGGGAGUGCUCAAAUUGUUGAAUCACAAUUGCAUAGUUGCUUAUAGCUGCUCAGCAAAUCUCUUUAAAACCCGUAUUCGAACUGGAUUAGUUGUACCUGGUGGGCUGAGGUGACUUAGUUUUUUACAGGUUUUGUUAUUUAAAAAUUACAUUUUUAAUGGGUUUGACAGUGAUCUGGUUCAUCAUGUUUGUAGUUUAGCCUGUCUAAUGCAUUGACACUUUUAACCACUACAAUUGGCUGUUUAGCCAUCUACAAAGGAACUGUAUUGCAAAUCUCUUAAACGUUAACGUGUCGUCAAUUGGUAAACCAUCAGCACCAAAAAUAAUAGUCAAUCUAAAUAGUGCAGCUAAUUCGGCAGGCUGGUUAAGCUGGUUAUUGUAACAACAGUAACAGAUAUAAAGCCAUAUUUUAUGUUUACAUUAUGCAGAUUUGAUUAGUUUUGCCAUUUUCACACAAAACGUAAGUCUGUUUGUGUUCUGGCAUCAACUUUGGGUUUGUUUGGGUGUACAUCAUCAGUGCAGGUUUGUACGCAGACUUUCGUGCCCCAGCUUGACUGAGCAAUACUAAUAUCAUGCAUAACAUGCAGGACACUGUGAUAUGUGAUAUAAUCCUGUAAAAUCCCUUAAUUUAUUUUACUUGCCACUGAUCAACCGUUUGACACUUGUACAAAAAAAUCAUUUAGUUAUAGCUACAGUUAUAGUUGCUCCAUUUGUACGCACGAACAAGAAAUAAUCCCGUUUUGUCAAACAGCGUAUAUGCCUGUAUAAGAACAGUUUAAAAUAUUAAUGUCAGAUUCUCAGAUAGCUGCCAACAUUACUCUUAAACUCAACAAUCCAGUAAUGGUUUCUGAAAAUGCUAAUGCAAGUGCCACACAUCCCAAAAGAGCCCUGUUAGUCCUCAUCAAAGUCCUCAUCUUGUGCAAAUGACAUUUCAUUCCAUCCAGAUCCCAUAAAUGUGUUUUCCUUCUUUCUUACCUUUAAAAAAAACACCACUCAACCUCAGAGGAGGUUUGAUUACCUCAGUCUUGUCUGUAUAGACAUUUCAAUAAUUAUACAGACAGAUGUUAACACUUUUUGACCACUGCAGCUUUGCUGGCAUGUAUAACCGUAAACCCACGCUUAGUGACCUGAACCUUAUAUUUGGUAUGGGUCAUGAGCAUCUCUAGGAGAAUUGUGCGGUAGAAAAAAUAAAAUACAGAUACUUAAAAUAGAAGUUAAAAUAAUAGAUAUCUGGUGUUUUUUAAAAAUUUAAAUAAAUGUGCAUAAAUAUUAUAAACCCUAGUUAAAUUUUAUAAAUUCACAAACAAAUUUGCUUCUCAGCUUAAUGUCAUUGUCAGGACGUAGAAGUACACGUAAAAAAAAAAAAAAAAACAUAUUUCAGAUAUCUUUGGAAAAACUAGUCCUUAUUCAAUAGGACUUCUAUGUGACUAGCGUUCACUUUAAUGGACCCUGUAUAUCAUUCGUUUCACAGAUUGACCGUGAGAGUCUUUGUAUGAGUGUUAUUUUGUGCAGUGAACUGAUACAUCAAUGCAUUUAGAUCAGGGUAAAAUAAAUCAACCUCAGCCCCUGUUGAGGGGUCUGUU
Molecule: messenger RNA, 3776 nt
Organism: Trichomycterus rosablanca
Lineage: Eukaryota; Metazoa; Chordata; Actinopteri; Siluriformes; Trichomycteridae
Gene: esrra
Product: estrogen-related receptor alpha
Exons: 8
Coding region: 165-1466 (433 amino acids)
Biological process (GO): nuclear receptor-mediated steroid hormone signaling pathway; regulation of transcription by RNA polymerase II
Cellular component (GO): nucleus; chromatin
Molecular function (GO): nuclear steroid receptor activity; zinc ion binding; steroid binding
Source: RefSeq, a predicted model, not a curated record